Myxocyprinus asiaticus (Chinese sucker) is the source of this 348-nucleotide messenger RNA. RefSeq names its product doublecortin domain-containing protein 2-like. The record is from RefSeq and is a predicted model, not a curated record. NCBI's taxonomy places the organism in Eukaryota, Metazoa, Chordata, Actinopteri, Cypriniformes, Catostomidae. Gene Ontology annotation, biological process: intracellular signal transduction. Bases 1 to 348 code for a protein of 115 amino acids. The transcript has 3 exons. Gene Ontology annotation, cellular component: microtubule; microtubule organizing center.
AUGCAGAUCCGACCUGUAGUUCACAGCAGAAUAAUUGUCCCGGCUCGCUGGAAGAGAAUCAGUAAUGAGUUGUGCACCAUCAAUGUUUUUACCAGUGGAGAUAUCUUGGUUCCUCCAGCACGGGUGCUGAUUUCAAAACAUAUGCUUACUAGCUGGGAAAACAUACUGGCCAUGCGCACUGGAGCUGUUCACAGAUUGUGUAUGCUGAAUGGGAGAACAUUACAUGAAGCAUAUGAGCUGGAGAACAACCAGUAUUAUGUUGCUGUAGGAGUCGAGAGGUUCCAGCCUUUGCCAUAUUAUCAGCUGUUUCCAAGCAAAGGAAUAAUCUACAACCUAACCGAUGCGUAA